Molecule: messenger RNA, 2471 nt
Organism: Varanus komodoensis (Komodo dragon)
Lineage: Eukaryota; Metazoa; Chordata; Lepidosauria; Squamata; Varanidae
Gene: NAXD
Product: NAD(P)HX dehydratase
Exons: 10
Coding region: 236-2233 (665 amino acids)
Biological process (GO): metabolite repair
Molecular function (GO): ATP-dependent NAD(P)H-hydrate dehydratase activity
Source: RefSeq, a predicted model, not a curated record
CGGCGAGGAGGGAUGCUGCGAGGAGGGAUGCGCGGGAGCCCAGCCAGGCGCUGGGGGCUCCGCCGCCACAACCGCCUCCGCCUCACAGGGGACAGAGAGACGGAGGUGUCUGAGGGGCGAGGCGGACGUUAAUUCCCCCCUCCGAGCCUUCCCUCCAUCGCUUCGUUUGCCCAGCCGCCCCCUCUCCUCGCCCCUUCCCGGCCGGGUGCGGCCAUUGCGGCCCGCGGGCGGGAGGAUGAUCACCAACACGCGGGGCUUCCUGUGGUCCGACCUGGAGACGCGGGCGCUGCUCGAAAUCUGGGGGGAGGCGGACGUGCAGAGCGCGCUGGACGGCAACUUUCGCAACAGCCAUGUGUACCGGGACGUGGCCUGCCGCCUGGCCGAGCUGGGCUUCGAGCGCACCCCGGAGCAGUGCCGCAUCCGCAUCAAGGGCCUCAAGCGCCAGUACUACCAGGCCCGUGAAGGGCUCAAGAAGAACGGGCACGCCCGCAAGAUCUGCAAGUACUACGACGAGAUGGACCGCAUCCUCAGUUGCCGGCAGGGCGCCGCCGGCCUCGACGGACAUAUUGCCGUCGAGCGGCCUCUGACCCCCGUGGCGGGAGGAGACGGCUGCCACCAACCCGCCGCCGCCAUGGCCGCGCCCCCUUCCGCCGGGCCCGGGAGGCUUCGCAGCAGGCGUGAAGCGGACGCGGAGGAGCAGGACGACGACGACGACGACGAGCUCGAGUCGCCCCCGCGGGACAACUUCCACGAGGACUGCGGCGAGUGCUCCUCCUACGCCGAGCACGCCAUCAAAGUGGAAUGCCCUCCUUUCGCCAUCCCGCUGCCGCCAGCAGAGGGUUUUAAACAAAUUAAUGCUCACACCAAUGCACCACCCUUAUUAUCUCAGGCUAAAAAAUCAAAAAAAAGGCAUGCAAACUUAACACUGGACAAAAUGAUGGAGAAGUUUCUGCAACAAAGCAUGGAUACUGAAGAGAAAUUUUACAAGUAUGAGGAACAGCGGCUUAAAAUUGAAGACAAACGGCGUGAAGCUGAGCAUGCUAGGGAGCUACAAAUGUUGCAGAUGUUGGGACAAAUGUUAGCAGGAAUUUCUUCUACAGUUUCACAGAGGUCACCAUGUAUACCAAGCAGUCCUUCACAGAGAUCAAAUCACAGAUCAUACGGAGAUAAUUUUAGCUAUAAUUCUAUGACAACACCACUCUCUCCACCCCUAGUUAUAGAGCGAUCCUUUUCAGUGCACAAAACACAUUCUAUAAAGGAAAUGGAGAAUAUAUUUCAAUUGGUGCGAAAUGUUAUUCCUCCUCUAACUGCCAAAAAACAUAAAGGCCAAGAUGGACGAAUAGGAAUUGUUGGAGGAUGCCAAGAGUAUACAGGGGCACCGUAUUUUGCUGCAAUUUCAGCUCUCAAAGUGGGUGCAGAUUUAUCCCAUGUAUUUUGUACCAAAGAUGCAGCAACUGUAAUAAAGUCUUACAGCCCAGAGCUGAUUGUUCACCCAGUUCUGGACAGUCCUGAUGCUGUUCAUGAAGUGGAAAAGUGGCUACCGCGACUACACUCAGUUGUCAUAGGACCUGGAUUGGGAAGAGAUGAUAGACUGCUUGAGAAUGCCAAGGGGAUUAUAGAAAAAUCGAAGCUCAAAGGGAUUCCCAUUAUAAUUGAUGCUGUAAGUAUUAUGUUUCCAUUAGUUUGUUUGAUGUUAUUCUUGUCAGUAAAUGUUGUUUCUUACUGUUCUGUGCAGGAUGGUUUAUGGCUGAUUGCCCAACAGCCUUCUCUUAUUCAGGGUUAUCCUCGAGCUAUUCUUACUCCAAAUGCUAUGGAAUUUAGCAGACUCUAUGAAGCUAUGCUUAGAGACCCUGUAGAUAGCAAUGAUCAUCAUGGAUGUCUGCUAAGGCUCAGCCAAGCCUUGGGGAAUUUGACAAUUGUUCAGAAAGGAGAACGAGAUCUGAUUUCAGAUGGAGAGAAGGUGCUUGUAUGUAGCCAUGAGGGAAGUAGCAGAAGAUGUGGUGGACAAGGGGAUCUCCUCUCAGGUUCUCUUGGAGUCCUAGCACACUGGGCCUUCCUUGCUGGCCCAGAAAAAACAAAUGGUCAAAAUCCCUUUCUGGUUGCUGCAUUUGGAGCAUGUUCACUUACAAGGCAGUGCAACAACCAAGCCUUUCAAAAAUGUGGACGAUCUAUGACAGCCUCUGACAUGGUUUUAGAAAUUGGAGCAGCCUUUAAUAAACUCUUUGAAACCUAAGACCAAAGCCACAGAGGAGGAAGAAAAAGGUAACAACACUGACAGCAACAAAAUUACAGUAGGAUAUCCAUGUGUAAUGCACCCAUUUUCAAGUGCUGUUAGUAGUAUUGGUAUACUAGGCAGCUUUUAUUUUUCAAAAUAGAAAAAUGUAGAUAUUUUUUAAUGGAUUUGGAAUACAUUUUGGCUGAAUAAACUGUAGUUGCAGAUGUUAUACUAUAAUAAAACUAAAUUGAAAGUA